AUGGACAAUAUAUCUCAUUACACAAUUUUCACUCUCUCAGAACUGAAGGAAUCAAUGUCAGCAAAACGCAUAUAUUUUGUUCUCUCUCUUAUUGUAUAUAUUUUAAUAAUUGUAUCAAAUGCAAUUUUAAUAACAACAAUACUGCUGGAGAAAACUCUCCAUGAGCCCAUGUACAUAUUCCUGUGUAAUCUGUGUAUUAAUGGACUGUUUGGAACAGCUGGGUUCUACCCUAAAUUCAUAUAUGAUUUAAUCUCUGAUACCCAUGUGAUAUCUUACAAUGGGUGCUUCUUGCAAUUCUUUGUGAUCUACACGUCGGCACUGUGUGAGUUUACUACAUUAUCAGUGAUGGCUUAUGACAGGUAUGUGGCAAUAUGCAGACCCUUAGACUAUCACUCUGUUAUGACAAACAGAACUCUUGUAAAAUUACUCAUGUUUUCUUGGCUUUCACCUGCUUUCUCUACAUCUAUAUCUCUUCUGUUAACAAAACGGUUGCAAUUGUGUGGAUCACAUAUUGACAAACUCUAUUGUGAUAACUUGUCUAUAGUAAAAUUGUCUUGUGAACCCACUACCAUUAAUAUUAUGUAUGGAUUCAGUGUAGUUGUUCUGUACACUUCUCUUGUACUUCUUAUUAUUGGUUCUUACAGUAAAUUGAUUGCUCAGUGUAUUAAAACUGCAGAAAGCAAAGCCAAAUUCUUGCAGACCUGUCUGCCACAUUUGUUGUCUUUAAUUAACUUCACAGUUGCUUUAGUUUUUGAUACAAUGUAUGUUCGGUACGGACUGGGUGGUUUCCCACAGGGUCUACGCAAUUUUUUGGCCUUAGAAUUUUUGAUAGUGCCGCCUAUUUUCAACCCUUUAAUUUAUGGAUUAAAACUGACUGAGGUUCGCAAAAGAGUGCUGAGAUUUGUGAAAGUCCUCAGAAUCAACCAGAGAAUUCCAGGGAAGCAGACAGCUAACACAACACCUGUUGACCCCUGGUGUGGUUGUAUGUCCCAUUUUGCAGCUAACCGGACAACACUGUCACACCCGCACCCAGUCAGCCAGCUCAGCCACGCCCAGUUCAGCUCAGCUGAACCACAGGCACUCAUCAAGUGCACCUGUGACUCAUUCUUCAAUCAAGUCCUGGCUAUUUAA
Molecule: messenger RNA, 1131 nt
Organism: Megalops cyprinoides (Indo-Pacific tarpon)
Lineage: Eukaryota; Metazoa; Chordata; Actinopteri; Elopiformes; Megalopidae
Product: olfactory receptor 142-like
Exons: 4
Coding region: 1-1131 (376 amino acids)
Biological process (GO): G protein-coupled receptor signaling pathway
Cellular component (GO): membrane
Molecular function (GO): olfactory receptor activity; G protein-coupled receptor activity
Source: RefSeq, a predicted model, not a curated record